Messenger RNA from Arctia plantaginis, 513 nucleotides. The record is from the annotation of a GenBank genome assembly. NCBI's taxonomy places the organism in Eukaryota, Metazoa, Arthropoda, Insecta, Lepidoptera, Erebidae.
AUGACAGUCAAGUUCGUAGUUCUUGCCGCUCUUGUGGCUGUGGCCCACAGCUCUGUGGUGCCAAUAGUGCGAGUAGACGCUGAUUCUUCCCACUUUAGUUACGAGGAUCCAGCUGUGCCAGUAGUAUCUGUAGUUCCCGUUGAACCUGAAAGUCCUGUAGGACCUGCAGUUACCUCUGAACCCAUAAGUUCUGUAGAACCUGCAAAUUCCGUAAAAUCCGCAAGUCCUGUAGGACCUGCAGUUACCGCUGAGCCCAUAAGUUCUGUAGAACCUGCAAAUUCCGUAAAAUCCGCAAGUCCUGUAAAACCUGUGGCAUCCGUUGCUCCUGUUACUUUCGUUGUAUCUUCUGAGCCUUCAGUGGUCGACUACCGCAAUUAUGCUCAUAUAUUUUACGCAGGCGGCCCUGUAACCACCGUAUAUUCUUCCAUAGUUGCACCCUCUCCGUACUCUGUUUUUGUACCGUCUGUAUAUGGUGUUCCUGCAGCUUUUGCAGGUCCAUUAGCUUAUUGGUAA